This is a messenger RNA of Hypoxylon trugodes, 2276 nucleotides long. Its product is annotated as MFS general substrate transporter. The record is from RefSeq and is a predicted model, not a curated record. Lineage: Eukaryota; Fungi; Ascomycota; Sordariomycetes; Xylariales; Hypoxylaceae. Gene Ontology annotation, biological process: transmembrane transport. Gene Ontology annotation, molecular function: transmembrane transporter activity. Bases 192 to 1919 code for a protein of 575 amino acids. The transcript has 2 exons.
UCCAUAAGGAAAAUACGGGAAUAACGUUGAGAAUGCUAACGGAUGACCCUGCAGCUAUAUCCACUUUCAAUACACCGAAUUAAGAAGAUAAGUAGAAAGAAUAGGUACGAUCUUAAAAGCUUGUUCAGAUCUCUCGGCAAUCCUUCAACACCGCUAUUCGUGUUGUGGUCUUGAGCUUGGAUAUUGUGGCCAUGAAUGACAGCGAGAAGUCACCAACAACGUCGAAAGGUCACCAUGGUGAUGAGACACAGACUUAUUCAUCCAAAGAAGAGGGUUCGAUAUCACAAACACGUCAACAACAAACCACAGACCAACUAGAAGAUUCAGACAAUGAGGAAGACAAUGACUCCCAAAAUAACGAAGAUCACGACAAUGAGCCUAGAGACCUCGAAACACUCUCUCGGGUCUCUAGCGGGCCACCGUAUAGCGUUUUUUCGCCCUCCGUGAAGAGGUGGAUAAUCUUCAUGAACUGCAUAUCAGCUUUCAUCUCCCCAAUUACAGCAAACAUUUAUUUUCCGGCAAUCCCCGCCUUAUCGGACGGCCUCGGCGUCACGGUUGCACAGAUUAAUUUGACAUUGACGACUUAUAUGAUCUUUCAAGCCUUGGCGCCUACCUUUUUCGGCGACUUUGCCGACGUCGCUGGAAGGAGGCCGGCCUUUAUUAUCGCUUUUACCAUUUAUCUAGGCGCCAAUAUCGGCCUAGCUCUCCAACGAGACUAUGCCGCAUUACUAAUCCUACGGAUGUUACAGAGCGGUGGGAGCAGCGGCACGCUUGCUCUAGUAUACGCCGUAGUUGCGGAUAUAGCCACGACAUCCGAACGUGGGAAGUAUAUGGGCAUUGUUGGAGCUGGAUUAACCAUCGGGCCUGCCGUCGGGCCCAUCAUCGGCGGCUUGCUCUCUCAGUACCUUGGGUGGCCGUCUAUAUUCUGGUUCCUAUGUAUCGUCUCCAUUGUUUGGAUGGUCCCAUACAUUCUAGCUGUUCCAGAGACCGGGAGGAAAGUGGUGGGGAAUGGAUCCAUCCCGCCUCGGGGUUGGAAUAUGACCCUUCUUGACUAUCUCCGUUUUAGGCGCCAAGCCCGGAACCGACCGUCCAGUCAUACGCAGCAGAAGCUUCGGUUUCCCAACCCAUUCCAUACCCUUGCCGUCAUAGGCAAUAAGGACAUGGCCAUGGUGCUAUUCUAUAACGCUACUCUCUACAUUGGCUUUAUGCUUAUCACGUCCACACUUUCCUCUCAGUUCGCUGAGAUUUACCAUUAUAACGAAAUACAACUUGGACUUUGCUAUCUACCGAUCGGAGGAGCGACAACUAUAUCCUCGAUUUGUAUGGGGUACAUGAUAGACUGGAACUACCGACGUAUAGCUAAGAAGUUGGGUGUGAAUAUCGACAAGAAGCGCGGGAACGAGCUAAAAGGUUUCCCCAUCGAGAGGGCGCGUCUUCAGCUUGUCUACCCACUCGUUUUUAUUGGAACUGCUGCGUAUAUCGGAUAUGGCUGGUCGUUGUAUUACGAAACACAUAUCGCUGUGCCUCUGGUGCUUUCAUUCUUCAUCGGCUUAUGCGUAACUGGACCUUUCCAGAUCAUCAAUGUUUUGAUUGUGGACUUGUAUCCUUCGGCCCCGGCCACGGCAACAGCCGCGAACAACCUGUGUCGGUGUCUUUCUGGUGCCGUGGCUACAGCGGUAAUUCAGUACAUAAUCGACGCUUGGGGUCGAGGAUGGGCAUUUACCUUCAUUGCGCUCAUUUUUACUGUUUUCUCUCCCGCUCUUUGGGUUAUCCAAAAAUACGGACCGAAGUGGAGAGAGGAGAGGCUAGAGAAGAUGAGAAUAGCCGCCGAGAAAAAGGAGGCGAGGGAGCGAGAAAAGGAAAAUGCUGCUCUCGAGCAAGACAUUGGUGUUCUCGCGCAAUCUCGGUCUAACGUCUAAUUGGGCUAAAUUGGCGUACUCCAGACGCAGUUGGGUAUGGAAACAUGGAGGGAAAAGAACCAUUUAUAAUCGUGUUAGAUGCCUUAUAAUCUUUUUGAAUGUCUUGGAAGAGCGAAGGAUCUCCUUGUAGUAUAAUGAUUACGUUGGAUGAUACACGACCAUAUGAACAUGUACAAGGAGAUACCCAUUUAGAGCACGUCGAAACGAGAUAUAAAAGUUUUGAAGAUAGAAUUCAUAUCAUUAUUAUUUAGAUAAUCACAAUUAUUACUAUAAAUACCUAGGUAAACUUGCAACGACCUGUUGCUUGAGUACGAUACUUCGAUAUUUGGAAGUUAUCGAUAAUCUGCAUAAAUACAC